Molecule: messenger RNA, 1290 nt
Organism: Exaiptasia diaphana
Lineage: Eukaryota; Metazoa; Cnidaria; Anthozoa; Actiniaria; Aiptasiidae
Product: ribonuclease Oy
Exons: 10
Coding region: 115-864 (249 amino acids)
Biological process (GO): RNA catabolic process
Cellular component (GO): extracellular region
Molecular function (GO): RNA binding; ribonuclease T2 activity
Source: RefSeq, a predicted model, not a curated record
ACAUGAGAUUGGCAGGUUUCGAAAGGAUAUUAUAGGUCAUCUUCUAGGAAAAAGGGCUAAUUUCUUCUUUCUCCUUUGGUUAUAUGUGAUAAACUACUACUCAUUGUAACCGCCAUGGCAAAGCUUCUUUUGCAAGCAUUCGUUUCAGCUUCUUUGGUAUUUAUUUCCUUUUCGUUUGUGAUUAAUACCAGAGAUCAUGAGUGGAAUUACUUUGUGUACAGUCAAUGGUGGCCUCAGAGUCAGUGCUACUAUAAAGACUUAUCAAAUGAAGAUCCUUGGAGGAUUAACAGUAUGAAAUUCACCAACAGUUGUGUCCCUGAGGGAGUAAAUACGUGGACCAUCCAUGGUCUGUGGCCCACAAUCAAUGGAACACCAGAUCCUGCAUAUUGUAACAAAUCAUUGCCAUUUGACAAAAACCAGAUUGAGAGUCUGAGAUCAAAGAUGAUGACUCAUUGGUUAUCUUUUCCUGACACAAGUGAAUCCAAUGCAGCACAACUCUGGUCUCACGAAUGGGAGAAACACGGGACAUGCGCAGUGACACUGCCUUCUCUCAAUUCAGAGUACAAGUAUUUUUUCAAAGCACUGGAAUUGAAUCUUCAGUAUAAUCUGCUCAAGGGCUUGACGAGUUCUAACAUUGUACCAAGUGAUACCGAACGAUAUGAUGUGGAAGACGUGGAGAAUGCCAUCAGGAAAUCAUAUGACGCAAAAGGACGUGUUAUUUGCUUAACUGGGCCUGAUGGUUUGUCAUAUCUUGCUGGUAUUCGUAUUUGUCUUGACAAGGACUUUAAUACAAUCGACUGCAUUGUGACGGAGCCAGAAAAGUGCCRUGGGGACACCGUAGUGUAUCCGACAAUUUUGCACUAGGCGUAGUCCCCGCAUGCCGCAAAAUUCAACAUUUAAAGUAUCUUCUUUUAUAUCUUUAAAUUUCAAUUCCAUGCAAUCUGAUUUAUCGCUUUUUUGCUUUUCGUAUAAAGGACGCAUCGAUCCUAUAGACUCCUCCACAGACAUCUCUCUUACUCUGGGAGAGGAAGUCUGGGAACUAAUAUAAGCCUACCCGAUCGUAGAUAAAAUAAAGAUAGCUAUAAAGCUGGCUUUGGAGGAAGCUGAUGGAGGAUGCCUGAUCAGUUGCUUUUCCAUUUCAUUUUAUGUUCCUAUUGUUUGAUAUACAAAAUUGUACGAGAAAAAGUGAUCGAUUAACGCUAAAAGGAAAGUACUAAAUGAUAAAUUUUGCUACAAUAUUUUCAUAAAAUUUUGAUAAAAUUUGCAUUAUUAAAGUAUUCAGCAAUGAAA